CCAAGACUUGAUGUGGGAUGACCGUCAUGCUACUACAGGGUCGGCCGGAUCCCGAGUGGACACGGCUGGUUUAGGGAUGUCAUGCCCGUAAAUCCCGUUGAAUGUGGAUCUUUACGCCGCGCAAAAGGAUGGCUCCCGUCCUCUCGACCGCCUUUGUCCUCAUGUUGGCCCUCCUCGGCGGCCCCGCCGCCACGGUCACUGACCCCGAGGAUUACGCCGCAGACGAGGCGGAGCGGGCGGCCGGUGAAAGCCUCGUGUUCGACGACUACCGGGGGAAAGGAUGCGUGGACGACAGCGGCUUCGUCUACAAACUCGGAGAGCGCUUCUACCCGGGCCACUCCAAUUGUCCGUGCAUGUGCACGGAGGACGGGCCCGUGUGCGACCAGCCCGAGUGCCCCAAACUUCACCCCAAGUGCACCAAAGUGGAGCACAACGGCUGCUGCCCUGAGUGCAAGGAGGUCAAAAACUUUUGCGAGUACCGAGGGAAAACGUACAAAAUUCUGGAAGAGUUUAAGCCGUCACCAUGUGAAUGGUGCCGCUGCGAACCAAAUAACGAGGUGCACUGUGUGGUGUCAGACUGCGCCGUCCCGGAAUGUGUCAACCCUGUGUACGAGCCGGCGCAAUGCUGCCCCAUCUGUAAAAACGGUCCAAAUUGCUUCGCUGGAUCGACCAUCAUCCCGGCCGGAAUCGAAGUCAAAGUGGACGACUGCACCAUCUGCCGCUGCCACACUGGGGAUUGGUGGAAACCGGCGCAGUGCUUGCGGCGCGAGUGCCUCAACGCUCAGUCAACAUAGAGCGACUCUCGGUCAGGCCCUGACGACCUACUGCGCCAUUUUAUCGGAUCGACGGGGCAGGAACACAACUCUGAAAGCACCUGAUGCGGAAUACAGUACAAUGCACCAGCGAGACACAAGCAUCGUGCGAUUACCGAGUUGAUGAUGGUGCCGCUGAUGAUGAUUGAGGAACUGGUCCCCACCCCCCACCACCCCCACCCCACAUCUUGUCACGCAUACUUGCAGAUUUUGACUCGCUUAACUGGGUGCUGUCAACACUUGAGAUUUUCUUCACGUGGAUAAUGGGAAUGAAUCAUAGUGAUCGUUUUUGUUGGUCCUGUCUGACACGACCUAACAGAUGGAGAAAGAGCUGUAAGCACACUUGUCUGUGCUAGUAUUUUUUUUUUAUGGUGGUGGUGGGCAGGGGGGGAGGGGUCUCAUGAGGGUCGAAAGCACCGAGUGUCACAUAUUGACCGUAAAAGCUCAUUUACAAGAUGCACAUCACAUUUUAUUUGGGUCUUUUAUAUACAUUUGUGAUAUGACUUCACCAUUUGGUGCUGCACCGAAACACAAAAGUAUUGAAGUUGUAAUUUUUGGAGACUAAAGUUGCAAAAAUGUACAACGGUGAAACUAUAGAUACGGCAAAUUGAGAACUGUUGAUGUGACGCAACAAUACAAGUUUCCCCAACAAUGAAAGUUUUGACACACCAACGCCAUCAUGAGAGACAUUUGAUUGUGUCUGUGUUUGUGUUUAUGUCUCUUCCUGAUCUACAUCGACUGAAAUUGGCUUUUUUUUGGGGGGGGGGGGGGUGAUCAUCAAUGAAAUAUUUUUGUGAAUAAUAUAUACUGUGACAAAUAUGUAUAAAUAAAACCCC
Messenger RNA from Hippocampus zosterae (dwarf seahorse), 1648 nucleotides. It is a transcript of the gene vwc2l, whose product is annotated as von Willebrand factor C domain containing 2 like. Gene Ontology annotation, molecular function: protein binding. Gene Ontology annotation, biological process: negative regulation of BMP signaling pathway. Gene Ontology annotation, cellular component: AMPA glutamate receptor complex. NCBI's taxonomy places the organism in Eukaryota, Metazoa, Chordata, Actinopteri, Syngnathiformes, Syngnathidae. The record is from RefSeq and is a predicted model, not a curated record.